This is a messenger RNA of Telopea speciosissima, 1126 nucleotides long. Its product is annotated as replication factor C subunit 2-like. The record is from RefSeq and is a predicted model, not a curated record. The transcript is spliced from 7 exons. The coding region runs from base 52 to 1056 and encodes 334 amino acids. Gene Ontology annotation, cellular component: nucleus; DNA replication factor C complex. Gene Ontology annotation, molecular function: DNA clamp loader activity; ATP binding; ATP hydrolysis activity. Gene Ontology annotation, biological process: DNA repair; DNA-templated DNA replication. Lineage: Eukaryota; Viridiplantae; Streptophyta; Magnoliopsida; Proteales; Proteaceae.
AAAUCAGGUUCAAAGUAGACGUAGGGGUCUUAAGGCGUGACAAAUCCAGCAAUGGCAGCUUCAUCUUCUUCGACAUCAAGCAGCAAUAGUUACGAUGUCCCAUGGGUGGAGAAGUACAGACCGACCAAAGUAGCCGACGUUGUUGGGAACGAAGAUGCCGUCUCAAGGCUUCAAGUCAUCGCCAGAGAUGGCAACAUGCCCCAUCUCAUCUUGGCCGGGCCUCCAGGAACUGGUAAGACGACAAGUAUUCUGGCCCUUGCGCAUGAGCUAUUGGGAGCAAAUUGCAAGGAAGCUGUGCUAGAGCUUAAUGCAUCUGAUGACAGGGGAAUCGAUGUCGUGAGAAACAAGAUUAAAAUGUUUGCCCAGAAGAAAGUAACGCUGCCCCCAGGACGGCACAAAAUAAUAAUUUUGGACGAGGCAGACAGUAUGACAUCUGGAGCACAACAAGCUUUGAGGCGUACAAUGGAAAUUUAUUCAAACUCCACACGUUUUGCUCUUGCAUGUAAUAUGUCUUCUAAGAUAAUUGAGCCCAUCCAGAGUAGAUGUGCACUUGUUCGUUUUUCUAGAUUAUCAGACCAAGAGAUUCUUGCCCGUCUUAUGAUAGUGGUCGAAGCUGAGCAGGUUCCGUAUGUGCCCGAAGGCCUUGAAGCAAUUAUUUUCACUGCUGAUGGUGAUAUGAGGCAGGCUUUGAAUAACUUGCAGGCCACAUACAGUGGUUUUCGUUUUGUCAAUCAAGAAAAUGUGUUCAAGGUCUGUGACCAGCCUCACCCCUUACACGUGAAGAAUAUGGUACAUAAUGUACUUGAGGGGAAAUUUGAUGAUGCCUGUUCUGGGCUGAAGCAUCUCUAUGAUUUGGGCUAUUCCCCAACUGAUAUAAUCACAACCAUUUUCCGGAUAAUUAAGAACUAUGAUAUGGCCGAGUAUCUAAAAUUAGAAUUCCUGAAGGAAACUGGAUUUGCACACAUGAGGAUCUGUGAUGGAGUUGGCUCACUUCUUCAGCUAUCUGGUCUCCUAGCCAAGCUUGCUCUAGUUCGGGAAACUGCUAAAGCCAUGUAGGUUUGACCUGGUCUUAGCUAAGAUCUCUUGGAUAUUCAAAGAUGUGUAUGGGAUCAUGAAUUUGGCUUCU